Molecule: messenger RNA, 1299 nt
Organism: Pogona vitticeps (central bearded dragon)
Lineage: Eukaryota; Metazoa; Chordata; Lepidosauria; Squamata; Agamidae
Gene: DNAJC25
Product: DnaJ heat shock protein family (Hsp40) member C25
Biological process (GO): protein folding
Cellular component (GO): endoplasmic reticulum membrane
Source: RefSeq, a predicted model, not a curated record
AUGGUUCACGCCCGGCGCUCCCCGGCCCGCCUCUUUUCUGCUUUGUCCACGUCCACGUGUCCUAGCUCCGCCCCGUCCCUUCCUCGAGCUCGCGCCAGGGGGGAAGCUAGCUUGUACUGCGGGAAGCUGGUGUGCUACGACGUGCUCGGGGUGAGCCGCGAUGCCAGCAAGGCUGAGAUCGCCCGCGCCUACCGCCAGCUGGCCUUGCGCUACCACCCGGACCGGCAACGGGACCCGGACGGCGGAGCAGCGGCCGCCGAGAGCGCCCAGGAGAAAUUCCUGCUCAUCGCCGCUGCCUAUGAGACCCUCAAGGAUGAAGAAACUCGUAAGGAUUAUGAUUAUAUGCUGGAUCAUCCUGAGGAGUAUUACAGCCAUUACUAUCACUAUUAUUCUAGAAGACUGGCACCCAAGGUGGAUGUCAGAAUAGUGAUUUUAGUCACCGUCUGUGCUAUCUCCAUAUUUCAGUUCUUCAGCUGGUGGAGUAGCUACAAUGAAGCUAUCAACUACCUAGCAACUGUGCCAAAAUAUCGCAUACAGGCCACUGAAAUUGCCAGGCAACAAGGGCUGUUAAACAGAGCCAAAGAAAAGGGCAAAAACCGGCGAUCCAAGGAAGAAAUGCGCAAGGAAGAAGAAGAAAUCAUAAAAAAUGUAAUCAAAACCAAAAUUGAUAUCAAAGGUGGUUACCAGAAACCCCAAAUCUAUGACAUCCUUUUUUUCCAAAUUAUCUUAGCACCUUUUUAUUUUUGCAAGUACAUAGCCUGGUACUGUUGGUGGAUUUAUUCCUUCAACAUCAAAAGACAAGAGUAUGGUGAAGAGGAAAAGUUGUACCUCAUACGCAAAUACAUGAAAAUGUCACAGUCUCAGUUUGAUACUUUGGAAGAUCACCAGAAAGAGACCUUCCUUGAACGCCAGCUCUGGAUAAAGGAGAACUAUGAGCUUUACAAGCAAGAGCAAGAGGAAGAACUGAAGAAAAAGAAGGCAAUGGACCCUCGAUGGAAAAGAUACAGACGAUGGAUGAGGAAUGAAGGACCUGGAAGAUUGACUUUUAUAGAUGAUUGACAUUUAUUGAAACAUGUACAGUCCUGUUAAAGAUGAUUGGCAAAAAAAAUUAUACCUACAACAUUUGGAGUUUAACUGCUGUGUCUCAGCAGUGUUCUAAAACUCAGGAAUUAUUCAAUCAGGCUGAAACCUAAUAACAUUUUAUGAUUUUUAUAUGUUAUAAUAAGGGCAAAUUUGUUAAGCAGACUUAAUUGUUCUGAUGUUGAGCUAGUAUUGAAUUAAAACUAAAUCUGAGAUGGA